Messenger RNA from Ixodes scapularis (black-legged tick), 2232 nucleotides. RefSeq names its product cytochrome P450 4V2-like. Gene Ontology annotation, molecular function: iron ion binding; heme binding; oxidoreductase activity, acting on paired donors, with incorporation or reduction of molecular oxygen. The coding region runs from base 1 to 2232 and encodes 743 amino acids. The transcript has 14 exons. NCBI's taxonomy places the organism in Eukaryota, Metazoa, Arthropoda, Arachnida, Ixodida, Ixodidae. The record is from RefSeq and is a predicted model, not a curated record.
AUGGCAAACACCAAGCCACGCGAAGCCGAAAAUCCGUCCAAGGUGGAGGCAAUACCUCUGAAUUCCUCGGACGAAAACGUGAACCACAUAGACGCUCUUCGACCUGUCCACGAGACGGGCCUUGUCUUGAUACCGCUGCUCUCUGUGCACUUUGACGCCAUACUCGUGCGACUAGCCCCGUGGAUUUUUGGAUCGCUCCUCUGUGUCUUCGUCGUCCUGCCCGUCGUUCGAUGGUUUCGCAUCUGGAAGGCCUUGAGACCCAUACCAGGACCGUGGGACCUGAUUCCCUUUUGGUUCACAAUAUCCAUUAUCCGAAAAAGCUUGGCGAAGGGCGUCGAAGUUAAAGACGCCACUGCAUUAUUUUUCGGCAUAGUUCGAGAAGUGUGCGACACGUACAAGGGCAAGACUUUCAAGGCUUACAUCGGGAUAUCACCCACCGUAGUGAUCCACAGCCCGGAAGCGGCAGAGACGCUGCUCUCAAGCACCAGCAACCACGGCAAGACAUUCGAGUACAGCUUCCUCACAUCGUGGCUAGGCCCACGGAACAUACUCACGGCGACCGGAGACAUCUGGCGGUUCAAGCGGAGACUGCUGACGCCGGCAUUUCAUUUUCGCGCGCUCGAGAACUACAUGCAGAUCUUCAAUGAGAACGGAGACCAGCUGACCAAGCGCAUCGGUGCGCUCCUCGACGAAGCGCCCAACGAGGCCAUUCCGCUCUUCCAAAACGUGCAGAAGUGCGCCCUGGACAUUAUCGGACAGGUCACAAUGGGAACAAAAUUGUGCCUGCAAGAGAACAAGAAUGAAAACUUCAUGAUCUGGUUUAACAGGUUAAUGUUCCUGAUUUCCGUACGAUGCUUCAGGCCUUGGACCUGGUUACAGACAAUCUAUGAGAUGACGACCGAGGGAAGGGUCUUCAAGGAGACUCUGCACAAUAUGGAGGCCUUCAGCUAUUCCGCGAUGCGGAACCGAUUAGACAAAGUCAAGGAUCUCGAAGUCAUCUCAAAGUUGGAGCCGGAAAACAAUAUAAAUCAUGCUUCCGAGAGGGACAGCAUACUGUUGGAUGCACUGCUGAAAAGACAUCUUCAGGAGAAUCGGUAUGAACUCGAGGAGGUGAAAAAGGACAUCGACACUAUUCUCUUCGGGGGAAACGACACGACUACAUCAGCCAUAAGCUGGAAUUUGUACAUGCUGGGACUUCAUCCAGAGAUUCAGGCCAAAGUCCACCACGAACUAGAUCAGAUAUUCGAUGGCGAUAUUGACCGACAUAUCACAACGGACGACCUCAAACAGAUGAAGUACCUCGAGUGCUGCUUGAAGGAGUCCAUGCGUCUUUUCCCCCCAUUUCCUUUGAUUGGAAGGAUUUUGGAUCAUGAACUCGUUAUAGAUGGCCACACAAUACCAACGGGUGUGAGGUGCUUCGUGAACAUUUUUAGCCUUCACAGAAACCCCGACUGUUACAAAGAUCCGGACAGUUUUAUUCCGGAGCGAUUCAUGAGCCAGGAAAUUAUGAAUCGCCAUCCUUACAGCUACAUACCUUUCUCCGCUGGCCCCAAGAACUGCCUAGGUCAAAGGUUUGCUAUGCUUGAAGCGAAGCUACUUCUAGCAAAGGUACUUUUGAAGUACGCCAUUGAGCCAACAUGGCCGUUGGAGAAACUCAAAAUCACGUUCGAAGUGAUUCUGAAGGCCAGGGGCGGCCUUCGGACUCAUAUAAGAAGAAGAACAGUGAACGCUGUCAAGACGGAAGACAAGGCCGUGACGCUGCUGAACUACAUCGGGAAAGCGUCGUACCAGGUUCUGAAAACCUUGCUCGUCCCAGACUCGCCGGUAUCGAAAUCGUACGACGUACUUUCCGAGGUGCUGAAACGCCACUACGCGCCCAAGCGCUUAGUGAUUGCAGAGCGCACGAAGUUCCAUUGGAGAAAUCAAGAGGUCGGCGAGAGCCUAGCGGACUUCUCCUUGGCUAUCAAGAAGCUCGCCCAGACAUGCGCUUUCAAGGACUACCUCGACCAGGCUCUUCGGGACCGGCUCGUGGCGGGGUGUCGCGACCCUGAGGUACAGCGGACACUCAUCCAGCUCGACGACGAUUACUUCGACGAAGUUCUAAAGGUGGGCCUGGCCAAAGAACUUUCUCUGCGCAAAACGGACGAGAUACGGCAGCCCGGCGUUCCGGACUCAAUGGACGUGCACCGCGUUCAAGGUCCAGUAUCAGCGUACGGUACGCCCUUGUUUUAG